Messenger RNA from Aureobasidium vineae, 807 nucleotides. NCBI's taxonomy places the organism in Eukaryota, Fungi, Ascomycota, Dothideomycetes, Dothideales, Saccotheciaceae. The record is from the annotation of a GenBank genome assembly.
AUGAGAUUUCCCAAAAUCCACAAUCCUCUGUUUAUCGCCGUUGUGGCUACGCUUGGUGGCAUGCUCUUCGGGUUUGACAUCUCGUCCAUGUCAGCCAUCAUCCUUACAGACCAGUACAGAGAUUUCUUCAACAAUCCUGGUGGAGCUGUCCAAACGUUGGCGGAUAUCCAAGCUGGAGGUAACGUAGAUGACCCCAUUGUCGUUGCUGAAUGGCAAGAGAUCACGACUACGCUAGCUGCCGAACGCUCUGCACUUCCUGGCUGGCGAAAGUUUGUAUACAACGGUAUGUGGAAGCGUACGAUCGCAGGCUUCAGCGUUCAAAUGUGGCAGCAGAACUCCGGAGCAAAUGUCAUGACUUAUUACGUUGUGUACAUCUUUGGCAUGCCUGGUCUGUCCAAGAAUGUCAACCUGAUUUCUAGUGGUGUGCAAUACGCGCUUUUCAUCAUAGGGACCACCAUCAUGUUCUUCUAUGUCGACAAGGUCGGCAGAAGACCCCUGUUGAUCUACGGCGCUAUCGCCAUGGGUGUAUGUCAUUUCAUCGUUGGAGGUGUGCUCAGCACUGGCGCCUAUGUGCCUGAUGGCGUUGAUGGCAACCCGAACAUAAAGAUCUUGGUAGGAGGGUCGGCUGGACACACGGUCAUCGCCUUUUGCUACCUACUGAUAUUGUUCUAUUCCAUGUCUCUCGCGCCGGUCUGUUGGAUCUACGCAGCCGAGGUGUGGUCGUUGGAGACUAGAGCGACUGGUAUGGGCAUCGCUGCCAUUGGAAACUGGCUCUUCAACUUCGCCUUGGGCAUAAAUAUCUGGUAA